CUUUAGUUUAAGAAUUCUCCCCCCUUUUAUUUUUUUCCUAAAUGACAGAUCAAAGUGAUCAAGAUGGGUUUACUACAGUAGAACGUUUUAAAUAUAAGAAAGUGUCAAAGAAGAAGAGAAAUAAGUAUACCUUUAAAGAUCCUGAUGACUACACAAUUGAUGAUCUUGAAGCAAAGUUAAAGGAAAGAAGAGAGUUUUUAGAAAAUAGUAGAUUUUAUAAAGAAUUAUUAGACAUAUUUAAGGAACACCUCUUGAGCUGCAAGUUUAAUGAUAUUGUUUGUUAUGGCAUUGGAUCUAUGCAGAAAUCAAAGAAUGCUCAAUACCAAUUUAUACUUGCUUUGAUUUUGAGAGACUUACUCAAUAUACCUGGAAAAAUGUACAUCUUUGAUCCAGUCAUGACAGAAUUAGACAAGGAAUUAUGUGCCAUUUAUAAAUUAGACAUCAUUCAGGAAAAUGAACAAGGAAAAAGAGCUGUGGAGCAAUCGACACUGUUCUAUAUGCCACAUUGUGGUAGAGGAUUAUAUAGCAACACCCUCAGUGCCAAUUGGACAGCACGACAACUUCCAUUAAUUACCAUUAUUGGCAACAGAUUUGAUAUGUAUGUUGGAAGUCAAUUAGAAAAGGACUUGAUCAGAGAGUGUCCCUUCCUUAUCCCUGCUACUGAUAUCCUCAAGAUGGUUGCUUUCCCAAAAGAGUUUGAUAACAAUCAGAUAUUUAAUGACCUCUCAAUACAGACCUUCCCAAAAGAAACCGUGAGGAAAAUAGAUGAUUCAUUUUGGUUAAAUGUAAUAAAAGAUAGCUAGCGGGUUCCCCUCUGUGCACCUGCUACAGCCAAUCUAUCUGCCUUUUCAUUACCUUCUUCCCCAGAGUGACCAGGCACGUAGACCACAUCAACAGGUGCCUUUCUAUGAUCAAUUAUGUCUACAAUCUUUUCGAGCAGAUCUCUAUUCUCCACAGGGGUGCCUUUUGAUGAUUUCCAGUCAUUCUUCUUCCAAUUCUUGGACCAUUGAUUCACCGCUUUGAUCACAUAUUGAGAAUCAGUUCUGAUCUCCAAGGGCUCAUUGGCUGCAC
Molecule: messenger RNA, 1071 nt
Organism: Rhizopus microsporus ATCC 52813
Lineage: Eukaryota; Fungi; Mucoromycota; Mucoromycetes; Mucorales; Rhizopodaceae
Exons: 5
Coding region: 42-803 (253 amino acids)
Biological process (GO): microtubule-based process
Cellular component (GO): nucleus; cytoplasm
Source: RefSeq, a predicted model, not a curated record